GCUAGUCGAAUUUUAAAGAGGCUGUUUUAGGAUCAAACAAAACCUUCCAAGAUGUCAUCGUCAAACAAUAAGAUGAAAGGCCUGUUAAAAGGCCUUAGAUACAUUUCUGAAAUAUUUGAAAAUGAAAAAGAGCCUGAAAUGCAGAUUGGUCUGCCAACAGAUGUGAAGCAUGUGGCUCAUAUAGGAUGGGAUGGUCCAUCAGCAGUAAAAUCUGCACCCAGCUGGAUGAAUGAGUUUAAAUCAACUCCUGCCAAUAAUGGAGAAGCUCGGGAGGAAGGUCCUAUGAAAUCGGUCUCUCAAGCAACAGAGACGACAGACAUGCCUAAAUCAUCAAAACGUGGUUCAUCUUCAACUAGAAACGGUCCUACAGGAGAGUCUACAGGGAAGGAAAAAUCAGAUAAGCCCAAGAAUCCAAAGAAGAGUUCCAAGGCCAAUUCUUCAAAGGAAACUUCAGAUAGCACCUCAAAGCCCAAGAAAAAGCCAAAGGAACACAAGGAGCCAAAGGAUUCGAUCGAUUCCGACAACAAGAAGAAAAGUAGUCGACGAAAGAAGUCGAAAGAAUGCGUUGAGGGAUCCUCCAGGCGGUCCAAGACCAGGGACAUGGAUACUGGAUCCGAGUCAGGGUCUGUGGCUGGAAUCCGAGAGGAACAACUAAGUACUGGUUCAGGUUAUGAAGGGGAAUUCUGAGGGGAAAUUAUUAAACGUUGAUGCCCAUUGUUUUUGGUUGUACAUUGUAAAACACUGAUAGCUGCUAGCUAGAGACUCCCAUUUGCUUUAGUAGAAACCAAAUUCUUUCUUUUUCUUUUUUUGUUUCUUUUUCAUUUUUGAGGAAACCUAACAUUUUACUACGAAAAGAGCUCCAUUGGAAUUAAUUGUUGAAA
Molecule: messenger RNA, 881 nt
Organism: Hibiscus syriacus
Lineage: Eukaryota; Viridiplantae; Streptophyta; Magnoliopsida; Malvales; Malvaceae
Product: CRIB domain-containing protein RIC7-like
Exons: 4
Coding region: 52-687 (211 amino acids)
Source: RefSeq, a predicted model, not a curated record